Molecule: messenger RNA, 3260 nt
Organism: Papilio machaon (common yellow swallowtail)
Lineage: Eukaryota; Metazoa; Arthropoda; Insecta; Lepidoptera; Papilionidae
Gene: wdb
Product: serine/threonine-protein phosphatase 2A 56 kDa regulatory subunit epsilon isoform
Exons: 8
Coding region: 781-2211 (476 amino acids)
Biological process (GO): signal transduction; protein dephosphorylation
Cellular component (GO): cytosol; protein phosphatase type 2A complex; nucleus
Molecular function (GO): protein phosphatase activator activity
Source: RefSeq, a predicted model, not a curated record
CAGAAAUAGGUACUUUUGAGUGCUGGCGUUUUCACUGCAAAACCAGUGAUGAUAGUCUUUUAGCUAGGUUGCAAUUGUAAAUUAAUCGUUGGACAAAGCGGAAAAAGUCGCAGAAGUAUAUAUUUAUUCAUGUAAAAGUGCAAUACAUCAAAAUAAACUCGUGUGUAGCGAAAAAAUGCAUCUAGUUUCACUGUGUGUGUCGAAACGGAUGGUGAGCGAUGGCGAGAAUACGGUGAUAGAUUUUUGGUGUUGAAAAUUUGCCCUGUGUCAUUGUCGAUUUAGUUCUCAAUAACGUCUGAGAAAUACAAUAGUAUUGUUUCGACUUUUGUGUACUCCAAAAUUGAAAAAUCAACUAUUUUGAAGAAAAUUGUCCAGAAAUUAAAUUGUCAUCGACUGACCGGCUGAUAUUACACGAGGCUUGUAUGUAUAUGUUACUUCUGCCUACUGGUGUUCGUGACACGCCUCAGAAAAUAAAACUGAUUUUGUGAAUGGAAUUGUUCUUUUUUAUUAUUGUGUCAUUUUGGUGAUAAAGACGUUUUAAAAUUACGUAACUGUUGUGGAAUCUUGAAGUGUAUAAAGAAUGGCCUGAGUGUGAGCACUCUAUUGCCGUCAUGUGUGACGAAGGAAUGUUUGUUUAGGCUGUAGUAUUUUGUUGCGACUGUACUAGGAGUGCGCGUUCGUCUCGUCAAUUGGACCGGAUCAUGACACUAUCCGAAUCAAAACAAGCAUCGCAUUGAUCGCACUCGAUAUUGUCAUUUGGGACACUUUUAUAUAAGCAAAAUGUCUUCGGGAACGUUUGUGGAUAGAAUUGAUCCGUUCGCCAAGCGUUCGUUAAAGAAAAAAACCAAGAAAUCGCAAGGUUCCUCCCGCUACCGCAACACUCAGGACGUGGAACUUCAGGCGCUGCCGCUUCUCAAAGAUGUUCCAAAUAGUGAGCAAGAGGAACUGUUCAUUCGUAAACUGCGGCAAUGCUGUGUGGCAUUUGACUUCAUGGAUCCUGUUGCUGAUCUCAAGGGCAAGGAGAUAAAACGUGCCACAUUGAAUGAGCUUGUAGAGUACAUCACUGGUGGGCGUGGAGUGCUUACUGAGCCUGUUUAUCCGGAGAUUAUUAAAAUGAUAUCGGCCAACCUGUUCCGCACUCUGCCGCCGAGUGAAAAUCCCGACUUCGAUCCUGAAGAAGACGACCCGACCCUGGAGGCGUCGUGGCCGCAUCUCCAGCUCGUCUACGAGUUCUUCCUACGCUUCCUCGAGUCGACCGACUUCCAGCCCACCAUCGGCAAGAAGGUUAUUGACCAGAAAUUUGUUUUGCAGCUUUUAGAUUUAUUCGACUCCGAGGAUCCGCGCGAACGCGACUUUCUGAAAACUGUCCUUCAUCGCAUUUACGGCAAGUUCUUGGGACUGCGAGCCUUCAUACGGAAACAAAUCAAUAAUAUUUUCCUACGAUUUGUAUAUGAAACUGAACAUUUCAAUGGUGUUGGAGAGCUCUUAGAAAUAUUGGGAAGCAUAAUCAAUGGGUUCGCUCUGCCACUGAAGAGCGAACACAAGCAGUUCCUGGUGAAGGUGCUGCUGCCGCUGCACAAGGUGAAGUGCCUGUCGCUGUACCACGCGCAGCUGGCCUACUGCGUGGUGCAGUUCCUGGAGAAGGACGCUACACUCACUGAGCCUGUAGUGCGCGGACUGCUCAAGUUCUGGCCCAAGACCUGCUCCCAGAAAGAGGUUAUGUUCUUGGGUGAGAUAGAAGAAGUAUUGGAUGUGAUUGAGCCAGCUCAGUUUGCCAAAAUACAAGAGCCAUUAUUUAGACAAAUUGCAAAAUGUGUGUCCAGUCCACAUUUUCAAGUAGCAGAGCGGGCUCUGUACUUCUGGAACAACGAAUAUAUUCUGUCGCUGAUGGAGGAGAACAACCAGGUGAUAAUGCCGAUCAUGUUCCCGGCGCUGUACCGCAUCAGCAAGGAGCACUGGAACCAGACGAUCGUGGCGCUCGUCUACAACGUGCUCAAGACCUUCAUGGAGAUGAACUCCAAGCUGUUUGACGAGCUCACGGCUAGCUACAAAGCUGAACGGCAAAAAGAGAAGAAGCGCGAGAAGGAGCGCGACGAGCUGUGGAAGAAGCUGGGCGAGCUGGAGAUAAGCAGCAAGCGGCAGGCGGUGGGUGCGGUGGGCGCGGUGGGUGCGGGGGGCGCGGCGGUGACGGGGGGCGCGGUGGGCAAGUGAUGCCCCGCGCCGCCCGCCGCGCGCCCGCACGCCUACGAUAAUGUCCCCAACACUUUACGGUUACACGAUCCAUUCGUAUUGUCUAUUCAAUUACAAUUUUUGUUAACGACGUGAUUAAUUUUUUUACACCAUUCAAUGAUUCGUUCGUACGUUCGGGUAUUGGGUUGCCACCCGACAAUGUAUUUGCAUUUUUUGUGCAUAUAAAGUAAAAAAGAUUCUAUACAGAUUAGUUGGAAUUUUUUUUUUUGAUGGGAAUUUAUAAUAGGGAUGAUCGAAGUCGACGCUCGUCGAAUGCAAACUAUUAAUGUUGGUCGACAUCAGUGUUCUUGUACAUAUUGCUAGAUUUUAAUAAAACCACUAAACUCUAAAAAAAUGGUAUUCGAAUAAUCUGUUUUAUUAUAGUUAUUGUUGCUUUUGUUAGUGGCGUCGAUAGAUAUGAUGUGGUUCUCGACGACGUAUCCACGAUGUCGUCGCGACGUCGAUGUUUCACGUUUUAACAUCGACGGUCAUCCUUAAAUCUGUAAGAAAGCAAUAAAUUGUACCGAGGCCGGUGAGUUGCCGACUUCGGUACACUGCGUAACGUGGCCGGUAAUAUUUAUUCUAAACUUUAUAGUAUUGAGAGAAAUAUAUUAAAGAUGAUGCUAUAUUUUUAAUUUUAUACCCUUCUUUAUACUAGAUAUUUAUGUGGUACGGUAGGAUGGAGCAGACAUACAGAUCGAUGUAAAACUUUUCUCGCUAUUAAUAAUUUAGGAUUAAAAACCGUUAGGAAAAUUAAUUAUAGACUUGCAUUUUGUGUCGCCUUUUCUAACGUGUCCAUCUCACGAGGGGAACAUUUAGGUUGCUGAAGGGUGGCAACCCUCAUCUGUUGUCCGUCGGUUCGCUCGCGAGCACCCUCUUAACUAAAGUCUCCGCCCCGAAUGCACUGUCAUCACUCUACUAUACUUAGAUAGGCGUGCGUACUGCCGAUGUACUGAAUACAUGACAAACUUGUGCGACUACAUUUUUUCGCUAAAAUUAUUUUAUAUUAAACCCUGUCAGAUUAUAAUUAU